AUAGGUAAACGCAGAACGAAUCUCACACAGCACAGCGCUCCUCGGAACCACGUCCGGGAUACCUGGAAAACCCACAUGACGUCACACAUCCGUGUCCAGGUUCAAUAAUAGCCGAACCGGACACAGCGCGAACACAGCUUAUAAUAUAAACACCCGGAAACCUGCGUCACUACAAGUCAGUCGCUCACAGUGAUACAACGUGACCGAGUCUUACUGUACAGAAGAAAGAAACUGCUUCGUGAAUAAUCUAGAUAUUGUCUUUCAUUUACCGAGAAUUGUUUCAAGUCAUACAUUGGUAUUCACCAGACAUGUCCGUUGUCACCGUGUACACAAACCAGCCGCUGGCGAAGGUCCCCCGGGAAUUCCAGGGAGCCCUGACAAGUCUGGUCCAGAAGGGUGUAGAGGCGAGCAGAGAGGUUGUCGUGGUGCGGUUGUGUUCGGACGAGAACAUGACGAUGGGCGGCAACUUCCACCCGUGUGUGUUCGCAACUCUGGAGACAUCAGCUAAGCUGUCCCCGGCCAGGUGUGGGGAGGUGCUAUCUCAGCUGGAGAACUUCCUCCACACCAUGCUCCAGAUACCCACAAACAGAAUCCUGAUCCGCCUCAUCCCUGUAGAGUCACACCUCUCCUCCUUCACCAGCCAACAACAGCAUCUCAACAUCGUCGGCUCCUGAACAUUUACAUGGGCCACGUACAUUCUGUAAAUAUGUAAAUAAAGUUAUUCUACAAAAUCA
Molecule: messenger RNA, 734 nt
Organism: Haliotis rubra (blacklip abalone)
Lineage: Eukaryota; Metazoa; Mollusca; Gastropoda; Lepetellida; Haliotidae
Exons: 3
Coding region: 309-674 (121 amino acids)
Molecular function (GO): cytokine activity; phenylpyruvate tautomerase activity
Source: RefSeq, a predicted model, not a curated record